This is a messenger RNA of Pararge aegeria (speckled wood butterfly), 6281 nucleotides long. It is a transcript of the gene Setx, whose product is annotated as helicase SEN1. NCBI's taxonomy places the organism in Eukaryota, Metazoa, Arthropoda, Insecta, Lepidoptera, Nymphalidae. The record is from RefSeq and is a predicted model, not a curated record. The coding region runs from base 142 to 4395 and encodes 1417 amino acids. The transcript has 16 exons. Gene Ontology annotation, molecular function: protein binding; helicase activity; transcription termination site sequence-specific DNA binding. Gene Ontology annotation, cellular component: nuclear body. Gene Ontology annotation, biological process: termination of RNA polymerase II transcription.
UUCGAGCAUCCUGGCUAAGAUGAAAUAAUAUUAUCUAAAAGAUUGUAGGAUAAGUGAAAAUGAUAUGUGAUGAUUCGUUUUAUUUUGGAAUGAUAUUAGUUCUGGCCCGACAAAGUGCUUAAUUCCCUGUAGACUGUAACCAUGGCUAAAUGGAAAUUAUCCCGUCAAACAUUUGGAAAUGAUGUUUUUGAAUUAACCGAAGGAGAUAAAGUUACAAUCGGCAGGGGAUUGAACAACAACAUAACACUAUCAAGUAUUGUCAUAUCCCGAAACCACUGCAUACUAGAUGUGAAGAGAGAUGAAGUAUCAAUCACCGAUUUAAAGAGUUCCAAUGGUAUAUAUGUUGGACUUAAGAGAAUACCAUCAAAUAUUCCAUACAUACUGACUAAAUCUGAUGUAAUUGGUUUUGGAUGGACUGUUGGAGCUCAACUUCCUAAAAUCAAUGAUGAAGAAAAAUAUGUUUUUAAAUUAGAAAAGUGUUUGACAUCUAUCUCGCAGCGAAUACAAUUUCAGGAUAAUGAACUAGAUGAUAUAGAAGCAGAAAUUGCAUCACUCGAUGCAAUAAAAAUUAGUCCAAAAACAAAAGAACUUUCACCUAUAUUUCACAGAAAGUUACAGUUGAAACGCAAACUAAAUCUUAAGGUUGAAAAUGAUAAAAUCAGUAAAGAAAUAUUACAUACAGAGGUUGCACAAAUUCAUGACAAUGUUAUUGACCUUGUAUCAGAGAGUGAAAAUGAAACAAAUAAAAGGCAAGAUUGUGCUGCAAAGAAAAUUAAGUUGGAACCAGAUAACAAAGAUGAAAUAAAACAGACUAUUAAAUCUGAGAAUGAAGAUUUUCAGUAUGAAGCAUUUAAUGUUAAGCAAGAGUAUCUGGGUUAUAACGAUGAGCCUAUAGAAAUAAUUAGUGACAGUGAUAGUGAAUCAGAACAUUGGUUCAGAAGGCUAUCCCAAAGUUCACCAGGCAAACCACUGAAAAACGAUAUAAGAGAGAGAAAAACAGACACUGGACCUGAAGAUGGUUCCUAUAGUCAAAUUGAUGAUGUAUUUGAAAUAAAAGAUGAUGAAUAUGAUGAUGAAGAAUUUUUGCAAGAUUUGAUAUCUAUUCCUUUACAACCACCAGCAAAUGAGCUUUGCAAUGAAGAAUCUUCUGGUUUACUAACUAAGGAGGUGCCCCAGGAAAUAAUAGACAAGCCUAACACAGAACUUGGCGAUAUUCCGCCUGAUUCUAAUAUUAUAAAAGAAUUUAAGAAAAUCGGUACACGAGAUACAAUACUAGAAAACAUUUUCAAUGAAGAUAGUUCCACAAAAGAAGUAGACAAUGUCCUUUCUGCUGAUGUCUUGGAUCUAAUAGAUGGGCCAGUUACUCAUAUACAACAAAACAAUAAUAGAGCAUCAAAAAUGAUUAAAAUGAUUGAACCACUUAACAAAUCCAAAAAGAAGUCGCACUCUGUCCUUCCUAAAAAGUCUGAGAGUAAAUCUAAAUCUUCAAAAGCCAGAAAAGAUUCUUCUUCCAAAAAAAUAACAAACUCACAAAAAGAAGAAAGGAAGAAAAAACUUAAGCAGAUUGCUUGUAAAGAUAAGGAUAUUGAUGAUACCCAAAAAGAUUUAGCAAAUAAUGCUAACAAGCCUGUAAUUAAUGUUAAAGUUACUACAUCAAAUCGUGGGGCUUUUCUUACUGAUGUUAAUCAUGCUACUAUCAAGCCUACUAAAAGAAAAAAUUGUCCAUUAGAAGGAAAAGACAGAAAUAGAAUAGGAUCACCAAAAUAUGAAACAAUAACAUCUGUUAAAUCCAACCUGAGCAAGAGUGAUGAACCCAUUACAGAGAAAAUAAAAAAAUCUAAAGAGCAACCUGAACAAAAAGAAGCUGGGAUUAAUUCCAACACUGAGUCACUUAAAUUUCAAAGGAUUGUUGAUACAGACACAAGAACUCCUUUCAAAAGUUUAAAGCCGCUUACAGAAAAGGAAGAAUCAUGUUUAGGGAAGCCUGUGUCUAAAGUAGAACCUCUACCUCCUAAGAAACCAAAGAAGACUGUCAGUUUCUCCAAACAACUACAUGAAACACGUGUCUUUGAAAUUGAACCUGGACACAAAAUGAAGAAAACAAGCUUGGCAAAAACAGCCUUAGUUGACAUACAAAACAGGAAAAUAUUCUCCCUGGAAAAAAUAACACUGAUAACAAUCCUUCGUUGGAACCCUCACUGGCUUAACGAACAAAUGAAAAUAGCUGAUCCACCUCCAAUACUAAGUACUAAAAGUCCACCUAUGACGAUUUGUCAUUCUUUUGACAGCCACAGACGUUAUAUUAAAGUCGUUGGAGACCUGCUACUUAUGGAAAUUUGGGAAAUCAUUACACAAAAUUUUAAUCGGAAAUUUAAUCAAAAUAAUGAGUUUCAAUUUCGGAUAGAAACAUGUCCGUUGGAACCGCCCACACAAGAUCGGCAUAUUCUUUUAUCAAACAUGACUGUUAACUUGUCACUGCCGACGUCUGACAUCAAACGUUUACCCCGUAUCGGAGACAUAUUAAUACUGGAAUUUGGGUUUGAGAAUGCUAGAUGUAGCAGAUUCGUCUAUGUUCACAAUAUUAGAUACCUACCAUCACCACCAAACAAUAAAAACUCAUUCUUUAGUUUGUCGCUGAACGCAACAUUUACAGAUAAGAUGAAGCUUUUAAAACCCGGCGAAUUAAUAAUAGGCCGAUCUUUGGCACAUCUAAAGAAUGAAUUGGGUUUAUUUGAAGCAAUCGAAUACUUACAUGAAUCACCUUUAAGUGAAGCUAUUUUGAGGCCCGAACCACGGCAUUAUCGGAAAACUGAACUCUACAAAAACAUUAAUUUAGAUACACAGUGGACAAUGGAACUAAACCCUAGUCAGAAGUUGGCAGUCAGCAACUCCGUGUCCGCCGCGCUCGGGGAUCGGCCCGGGAUACAGAUGGUGCAGGGUCCUCCAGGCACAGGAAAAUCGGGUGUUAUUUGUGCCAUAGUAAUGACAUAUUUUUACAACGCUUCGGGCAAGAAACAUCAAAACAGAGACAAAAUCUUAAUAUGUGCCACGAGCAACGCCGCCGUCGAUGAGUUAGUUAUCAGACUGCUCAAAAUCAGACAGAGCCUACCAAAAACGGAGCGGUUCGGCAUGGUACGCGUGGGACGGCUGGAGUCCAUGCACGAGCGCGCGGCAGACAUAAGCUCGCAGCGACUCGCGCAGCGGGACGCAGAACGUUCGCAGUGCGACUACGCGCCCGGAGCCGUCGAGGAGAUUUCUCACUUGCAAGCAAAAAUUAACAUGUGGAAGGCGGCACAACGAGAUGCGAAAAACCCGGAGCGAGUGGCUUACUGCCAGAGCCGUGUUAAAAAUAUCGAAAAUAGACUUACUCUGCUUCGAAGCUCGGUCGGAUCUUCCACCGGGCCGCUUACGGGCAGCCAUCUCAUAGAGGCUGAAAAACGCAGCAUAGAUGGCGCAGACAUUGUCGUCUCUACUUUGUCAAGCUCUCUUCACUCCAAGAUGAGGGGGCUCAAAGGUCGCAUAGCUCUGUGCAUAGUGGACGAAGCGGGACAGGCGAUCGAGCCUCAGACGUUGAUCCCGCUCACUCUGGACGUUAGGAACCUCACCCUCAUCGGGGACCCGCAACAACUACCGGGCUACAUACAGUCACAGCGAGCCAAAAACCACGGUCUCGGCGAGAGUUUGUUCGCCCGGCUGACGUCUUGCUCAGAGCAGUGGCUAGAGUCUCCCGUAGUGCUGCUAGACCACCAGUAUCGCAUGCACGCCGCCAUCGCGGAUUAUCCGAACCGCGCGUUCUACGACGGCCGCGUGCGGACCGUACCGCCGCCGGAAAUAGGACUCGACGCGCCGCCUUACCUCGUACUAGGCAUAUCGAGCGGAGACAAAGCACAAGGAGCUUCAGGCGCGAAUGAGACAGAGGGAUGGGUCGUGGCGCGGCUGGCGGUGGCCCUCGCCAAGGAGGCGCGUGCGCGGUCUCUGACCUUCGCAAUCCUCACCCCCUACUGCGCACAGAGAGAGUUGCUGCGGGAAACUUUACGCUCACUGCAAGCGCCGUCGGAACCACGCGUGGAGGUGAACUCGGUGGACAGCUUCCAGGGCCAGGAACGCGACGUGGUGGUGUUGUCGCUGGCGCGCAGCAACGGCGUGGGUUUCCUCGAAGACGCGGGCCGCAUGAACGUCAUGCUCACUCGCGCACGGCAACAUCUCUUCAUCUGUCUAAACCCGAUGGCUUUUGUCAAUGACUUUCAAUGGCAGACAUUAAUCGACGAUGCAAGAAAAAGAAAUGUCUAUAAAACACUCCCGAACACAUUAUGCCAACCGUCAUCGCCUCGCGAAUCUUCCAGUAGUAUUCUGAGCUAUGUAUUAAAUCCGAAAUCAAGUUAUCAAAAACGAUGAACUUGAUUAUGGUUUUAAUUGCCAAUUUGGCAUUUUUAUGUUAUACAAAGCAGCUUUAUUUAGUGUUUAAUUAUUAACUCUCUAUGCGUUUUUUACGAAUAUUGAUUUGUAUAAACAUCCGUAGCAACUGAGUAUAAAACAAAGACGCUUUUCGCGUCUGUCUGUUUAUCUGCCAACUCCUCCCUAACCACGCAACAGAUUUUAAUGGAGAUUUCACCAUUGCAUCGUGUACAUAUUGGCAGAUGGUUUAUGUAUAUCCCAAAGCCUUUUUUUCUAAUUUAUACUCGUGUGAAGCCUGGGCGGGUCGCUAGUAAUAUAGAAAACAUUGCUAAAGCCGGAUUUUGAAUUUACUGGGGUAAAUUGACGUGUACGGUGUUAUCAUAUUUUGAUGGAAAGAAAAUAAUGGUGUGACAAAAAGUCAAAUGAAUGAUUUACAAUGAGUGAGUGAGUGAGUGAGUGAGGUGCUUACUUACAAGAACAAGUGAUUAAUAUGAACACAAUUUUUUUAAACAAAUCUGCAAUGAGUUUUUAAUUAACACCUAAUGACACCUAACUACAAAUUAUAUUCAUAGUUACACAUCACUAUUAUUAGGUAUAUUCCUAUUAGCUUUUCGCAAGUGAAGUGAGUGACAUUAGCAACCGUCAGUUUGCUCCAGUCCAGUGAAUUCAGAUCCGACUUUAGACACCAGCUGUAACAAUUAUCACCGAUAAAAGUAAACCAAAAAAUGUCAACCCUUUGUAAUGGAAAUGACUUAACAUCGCAUUUGCAAAUUUAUGUGUGUGCGUGUGAAGUUUUAGCUGAAACCUUGCUAUAUUAUCUUGUGCCAUAUGAAUCCGUUAUAACUUACCACAUUAUGUUAUCUCUGUUUAUCUCCACGAAUUUUUAUGAAAACUUUGCACAGUUUUAUCUGUAAAACUAUUGAUCCCAUUACUAAAAGUUGUAUAAUAAAAGUUAAUAAAUAAUUAUACAUAAAUGCUUUAAGAUCACUUCAGCAUAGCUACUACCAUUCCUGUUAAACUUGUAAACCAAUUAGUGAAUAAUAUAAAUUGAAAAAAACCAAUAAUGUUUUUCAAGGGUCAAACACGUUUUACUAUUUACGUUUUAUGUGAUAAUAUUAAUAAGUAAUAACAUCGCUUAAAUUUUUAGAAUAUGAAAAUGUUUUUACUUACGUUUUUACUUAUUGCCAUGGGUAACUAAGUGUGUUUGUUUGAUGUUUUGCACAUCUUUCACGCAGCAAUGAGUAUUGCUCAUUGCUCGAGCUUGAUUGGACACAGCAGCGGCAUUUUUCAGGACGUGUUACUUGCAUGCCCUGCGAAGUGUAGCUCUGUUUACCUAUAGGCGAUGGUUUUUCGCUUACGGCGAUCUGCCUGAUGUGUCAAUUACUACUAUAAAAUAAACUGAUUUCUGUAAUAGUUUCUUGUUACCGUAUAAAACUUGAUAGUCCUUAUGAGAUAGAUCUGAGAAAUGAAAUAUUUGAACUUCUUUGAUAAAAUUAAGUUUCGGUUGGUUAGAAUAAAAUACACCCAGUACUUUUAAUCAAGCAAUAAUUGUAUAUACUAAUAAUUAACCCGAAGUUUGUUAUUUUCUUUGUUUGCUGGAACGAGCUUAUGUCUGAAAAUACCCGUCGCAUUUGAUAUUUUUUCGUUUGAUUUCCAAUUCGCGAGGAAUAUAUGGACUGUUAUAUAUUUCAUAUCUAUGAGCCGAGUAAAUUCAGAGAGAACGUAAAAGACGUGUAUAUAUAUAUUUUCAUGAUUGGUUAAGUAGUUACAUCUAGCACAGUAAAUACAUUAAAGCAGUAUGGUAACUACGUACAAAUGUGCGAAACAGCACACUCACACAGAUGCACAUCUUUACGAGUCCUCGAAGCCAUUAUCGAAGUAGUUUA